Myripristis murdjan (pinecone soldierfish) is the source of this 737-nucleotide messenger RNA. RefSeq names its product transmembrane protein 69-like. The record is from RefSeq and is a predicted model, not a curated record. Bases 239 to 724 code for a protein of 161 amino acids. The transcript has a single exon. Lineage: Eukaryota; Metazoa; Chordata; Actinopteri; Holocentriformes; Holocentridae.
GCAGGCCUGCAGGGUAUCAGCAGCCACUUUACCCUUUAAAGAAAGAGAGGCUGGAUCAACAAAGAGCCAGACUCCUGCUGUCUGUCGUUUAGUGAGACCUGAGCUCCUCCAGAGGACCCGGCCUCAUGCUGCUGCUCGUUCGGCGAGGAUCCAGCACCUCCAUACCUCUGCUGCCAGGCUGAAGAGGCGGGAGCAGCCGGAGCCUCCUCCCAGGGAACUGGACCUGCUCCGCUAUGACAUGAGGGACUUGAGGAAGAGCCCCAAACCGGCGCUGUACCUGGGCCUUGCCGGGCUCGUCCCUUUCGUCUCCCCUCCUCUGCUCAUGGGAGUGACUGAGAUCUACUUCCCAGAGCUGGCCUAUGCUCAGUUGGCCUACGGCGCCUCCAUCUUGUCCUUCCUGGAUGGAGCACGCUGGGGAUUUGCACUUCCUGAGAGCAGCCCAGCCAAACCUGAUUGGAUAAACCUGGCCAAUGGCGUGGUUCCCUCCCUAUUAGCGUGGGUGGCCGUGCUGUUUGGGGACAACAUCACCACGGCAGCCAUGUUGGUCAUCAUGGGACUGGGAAUCUGGCUGCACUAUGACCUCGCUCUCCUGCCCACCUACCCCAGCUGGUUCAAGGCCCUGCGCGCCCUCCUGACUGUCGUGGCUGUUUUCUCCAUAGCUGCCACACUCAGAAUGAAUGGAUCCUUCCCAGAGAAAAGGAUUUUCUCAGAUGAAAAGGAAUGAAGGAAAUAUAUUU